AAUUAAACUGUGAAUCGAAGUAUCAAGAAAAAUAAUUAAUAUUUUCUUUAAUUCUCCGAUAUAUUUCACGUUAUCGAUUUUAUCAUUUCUUUUUAAAAAACACAGUCUUAUCUAAACUUGUGAGUGUUAUCGACUUUACAUAUACAUUUUCAUUUUACUAAUAUCAACCUGCGCGAAAAUUACGAAGAAUCAAGAAAGAAUUUCAUCAGCAUUUCCUUGGACAAACUAUCUCUGGUAAUUGAAGAGAAUGUCUGUACAAUGGACAUUUAUUGCAGGGUACCUGUACUUCGAAAUAGCUGUAGUAAUACUAAUGAUGCUGCCCAUUUUUAGUCCUAGACGCUGGCACCAGUUCUUCAAGUCACGUUUGUUUUCCAUGUUCCAAUCCCAUAUAGGUGUCUAUUUCUACAUAUUCCUGGGCAUUUUAGGAGUAUUCCUGUUGGAUGCUAUCAGAGAAAUGAGGAAAUAUGCACAUUCUGGUGAUAGCCAUGUACAUUUAACUAGUGAAAUGAAAGGGAAUGUGAAAUUAUUUAGAGCCCAGAGAAACUUUUACAUCACUAGCUUUGCUAUAUUUUUAACAUUUGUCAUAAGACGUCUUAUUACAAUGCUGAUAAUCCAGGAUGAGCUGCGUUUAAAGGCUGAAGCUAUCAUUAGGCAGGCUGAUGACACAGUCAGAUUGGCUAAAGAUACAGUUUUGGCUAGCACAAUAAGAGCAUCGCAGUCACAGAGCUAUGAGGACAUGAAGAAUGAUAUGGAAAAUGCUCUAGCUUCAUUAGAGGAAGAGAAAGAGAAAACAAAAGAAUUGGAGAAUGAAGUGAGAAAAUGGAAGUCCAAGUAUGAAGAGAUUGUGUCUAAUGGACAAGGUGAUAAAUAACUCUCUUGUUAAACAAUGUGUAAUUAUUUGAUUCUGUGAUUAUAAUGUGACUGAUUAUGCUUUAUUUGGUGCUCGUUUGUAGUGAGAUUAAGAAUGUAUUAUGUUACUAGUCAAUUUUAAUUGUACAUAAAUUUUGGUAUUCUAAAUUGCCAUAUAAUGAAAAUAGACUAGUGAUACUUUUUGUCUAUCAAUGUGUCAAAAAAUGCUUAACUGAAAUUAUGUUUGUGGGUUUUUAUCUUUGUCUUUUCAAGUCUCAAUUCUGACAAAUAAGUAUAAAAUCUGAAUGUGACCAUAGGACAAUUAAACAGGUUGUUAAAAUGGUAAAAAAAAUAUUAAUCUGUACUAACUAAAGAUCUUUUUUCUAUUGUUAUGCAUUUGUCAUUUCAACAGUAAAAAUUUUUAAACUAAUAUAUUCAUAAGUGUUCCUUGCUAUGUAUAACUAAUUGUACUUUCUUUUCGAUACUAUUAAGAUUGAUCUUAAGUGAUUCAAUAAUUCAUGACAGUAUUUUUAAUAUUUUGUUUUGAAGUGUAUC
Molecule: messenger RNA, 1404 nt
Organism: Achroia grisella
Lineage: Eukaryota; Metazoa; Arthropoda; Insecta; Lepidoptera; Pyralidae
Product: B-cell receptor-associated protein 31-like
Exons: 1
Coding region: 248-871 (207 amino acids)
Biological process (GO): endoplasmic reticulum to Golgi vesicle-mediated transport; intracellular protein transport
Cellular component (GO): endoplasmic reticulum membrane; endoplasmic reticulum
Source: RefSeq, a predicted model, not a curated record